AUGAAUUUAGACUCAGAACCUAUAAAUAAUGGUUUUAUUUUUGGAAAAAAGAAGUUACAUAACGAUAUAAUUUUAGUUUAUGGUAAAAAUUACAAUUUGGGAUCUAACGAUAUAGUAUUGGAACAUUAUAUAACGGUUAAUAAUCCAGAUGACUUAUUUAUGGGUUUAAAAAAAUGUUUAGGAUGUUUUUUGGAUGAAACAAGCACCCUUGGUCCCCUUGAAAGAAUACAUAAGCAAAGUAAUUGUUUAGUUAAAUUGAGAAUAGAAGAUGUUUAUUUUCUUGAAAAUUAUUUACAUUCACAUGCAAUGAUAAUACAUGAAACUGAUUCAUAUAUAGUACCAGAUAUUAUUCAAUCACAUAUUGAGUCAAAUAUAUGGCAUGAACAUAAUUUUAUUAUAGAACCAAUGUUUUUUAAACAAGAUGAUAUUAGAUUAAAUAUUUUUGAUUCCAAAAUGCAAAAAUCAACGCAUAAUUGUAUAGAAAAAUAUGUUAAAAAAGAAAAAUUUAAUAAGAACUUAACGAUCGAAAAGUUAAACGUUAUCAACUACAAAUUAAUCCAACAAUUUGGAGAACAAAUUUUCGUAUAUAUAGAUGGUUCGGUUAUAAAUAAUGGGACAGAAAAUAUUGAUGGUAUAGCCAGUUUACAUUUUUACGAUAAAGAUCAUAAAUUAAUUGAUGAAUUUUACGUUAAUAUUGAACAUUGGAUUUCUCCAAGUAAAGCAGAAGUGACAAGUUUUAUACUCGCUUUGAUUAUAGUUCAUAAUAUUAGUAAUGUCGAGAUAAUUACAGAUAAUGAAUUUAUUCUUAAUUAUUUUAAUGAAAUUAUAUGCAAAACCGAAAUUUAUAAUACACGCAAAUUAUUAAAAACACAGAAUAACAUUUAUAUUUGGGCUUUAAUUCGACAAUUUAUAGAUUUAAAUGAAAUAAUUAUACCAAAAAUUACUAAAACCAAAGCACAUGAUGAUGAUUUAUACCAUAAUUUUUUAGAUCAAAAAAUUAAAGAUCAUUAUUCAGAUAGGAAUAGGGUAUAUUCGGUUAAUUUUAAUUUUUUUCAACUGGAUAAAAUAGAAUAUAUGCUUACAUGGAAUAAUAUUAUUAUCGAAAAACCGAUUAGACGUUUCAUACGAUAUUAUAGUGAAAUUUUAAAUUUAGAAAAAUUUUUUAAUCUUCGAAGAAAUCGAAAAUAUACAAUAGAUAGCGUAGAAUGGGCAAUUACGUUUGAAUUCUUAAAGGAAAAUGAAAACGUUUUACAAACUAAUUUCCACACAACUAAACUACGUCUUUAUAAAAUUAAGAAUUUAAUUGAAGAAAUUCCUACUGUAGAACAAAGAAAAUUGAUUAAUUUUGAUAUAUAUAAGGAUUGGAAAUGUCCUGUCUGUGAGCGUAAAAAAGAAACUUUUGGACAUGUGUGGCGUUGUUAUUCAAAUCGUAAAAAAAUGAGAAAUAUUAUAUAUUAUUCGAUUAUAUGUUUAAUUGAAAAAAUUAAAGAAUACGAUAUAUAUACCUUCGAUGAAGCUAAAAUAAUUGAUUUAUUUAUAAACGAAUCUUUUGGCGAAGUUAAAGUUAAUAAUAAUAAAUUAACUUUCGUAGAUAUUAUUAAAGGAUUAUUUCCUAAAUUAUUAGCUGAUUUCUUACGACAAGAAAUUAAAAUGACUAAAGUUCAUUUAUUCGAAACUGGAGUCAAAUUUUUAGAUUUCGUCUUUGAUUCUACACAUAAGAUUUGGGUCGAAAGAUGUGAUUUACAAAAAGACAAAGAAAAAAGUUUAGGUGUUACUAAAGAAGAUAAAAAACAUUAUAGUUAUGAUAAUAAUAUAGUUAAAAAAGAUAUUAAUCAUAAAGUCUAUCAAAAGUUAUCCUGGUUCAUCAGGAAUAUAGUAAUUUUUAGUAUAUUCUAG
Messenger RNA from Rhizophagus irregularis DAOM 181602=DAOM 197198, 1896 nucleotides. The record is from RefSeq and is a predicted model, not a curated record. NCBI's taxonomy places the organism in Eukaryota, Fungi, Glomeromycota, Glomeromycetes, Glomerales, Glomeraceae.